Sesamum indicum (sesame) is the source of this 3549-nucleotide messenger RNA. RefSeq names its product nuclear pore complex protein. Gene Ontology annotation, cellular component: nuclear pore; nuclear pore outer ring. Gene Ontology annotation, biological process: mRNA export from nucleus; protein import into nucleus; post-transcriptional tethering of RNA polymerase II gene DNA at nuclear periphery. Lineage: Eukaryota; Viridiplantae; Streptophyta; Magnoliopsida; Lamiales; Pedaliaceae. Gene Ontology annotation, molecular function: structural constituent of nuclear pore. The record is from RefSeq and is a predicted model, not a curated record.
UAAAGUAAUCACUAAAUAAAACCCUUCCCGCGCCUAAAACCCUAAAUAAGGGUUUGUGCGAAAAUCCAACACUUUACACCUCAGUGAAUCUCAAAGGAACCUUCAUUGUUGAGGUAAAUUCUGCAGCUAUGGAGGUGGAUAUGGAGACUUCUCCGAGCUAUUUUGAUCCCGAGGAUCUUAGCAGCAGAGAGCGCUUCCGUCGAUACGGGAAACGUCAUCCAGGGUCAAGCCUGUCUCCACAUCAUGAUAAUUCAGCCCCAAGAUUUAGUAAUGCUGCACUGUUUCUCGAAAAUAUAAAGAAUGAGGUUGAGAGUCUUGACACAGAUGUUGGGGGAACACCUUAUGAAUCCAUUUCUAGGAGGAGAACAUCCAUUGAAAGUCAUGGAGUGUCCAGGUUUGACAGUGCUGCUGAUGCAAUGCGCAGGAGGGGAAGUGAAUCCCUAAAGGUCUGCAAGCAGGAAGAGCAUGAGCAACUUGAAAGUGGAGAUACUACUUUCUCUUUAUUUGCUUCUCUGCUGGAUUCUGGUCUUCAAGGGUUGAUGCCUAUCCCUGAUCUGAUUCUACAAUUUGAGAGUUCAUGCCGGAAUGUUUCAGAGUCAAUUAGAUAUGGAGCCAAUGAGAGGUACAGAAUUGUCGAGGAUAGAUUGAUGAGGCAGAGAGCUCGGCUCUUGCUUGACGAAGCUGCUUCCUGGUCUCUUUUGUGGUACCUUUACGGGAAAGGAAAUGAAGAACUCCCUGAAAAUCUAAUCCUGUUCCCAACAACUUCACAUUUGGAGGCAAGCCAAUUUGUUUCAGUAAAUCAUACAGCGCAAUUAUGCCUCAGGAUUGUUCAAUGGCUUGAAGGAUUAGCGUCCAAAGCACUUGAUUUGGAUAAUAAGGUCAGAGGAUCUCAUGUGGGCACUUACCUCCCAAGCUCUGGAGUUUGGAAUCAUACGCAACGGCAUCUUAAAAGAGGUGGCUCAAAUCUGAAGACAAUUCAUCACUUGGAUUUUGAUGCUCCAACUCGUGAAAAUUCUCAGCAACUGCCUGAUGACAAAAAAGAAGAUGAAUCUCUUCUAGAAGAUAUAUGGACUCUUCUAAGAGCUGGAAGACUAGGAGAGGCAUGUAAUCUUUGCAGGUCUGCCGGACAGCCAUGGAGAGCUGCAAGCUUAUGUCCCUUUGGGGGGCUCAAUUUAUUCCCAUCUCUUGAAGCCCUUGAAAGAAAUGGCAAGAACAGAAUGCUUCAAGCCAUUGAACUCGAAAGUGGAAUCGGUCAUCAAUGGCGUCUUUGGAAAUGGGCCUCCUACUGUGCAUCCGAAAAAAUUGCUGAGCAAGACGGGGGAAAGUAUGAAGGAGCAGUAUAUGCAGCCCAAUGUAGCAAUUUGAAGCGCCUUCUUCCAGUUUGUACUGAUUGGGAGUCUGCAUGCUGGGCAAUGUCCAAGUCAUGGCUUGAUGUCCAAGUUGAUAUUGCGGUAGCUCGCCUGCGACCUGGGGGAAUGGAUCAAUUCAAGAGUUUUGAAGAAGCAAUUGAGAGAAGUCCAGGGCAAGGAGACCUUGCUUCUCAGCCAACAAGUGGACCAGAUAGUUGGCCACUUCAAGUUUUGAAUCAGCAACCUAGGAAUCUUUCUUCCCUUCUCCAGAAGCUUCAUUCCAGCGACACUGUUCAUGAAGCUGUUACUCGAGCAUGCAAGGAGCAGCAGAGGCAAAUUGAGAUGAAUCUUAUGUUAGGAGACAUACCUCACUUGCUCGACCUCAUUUUUUCAUGGAUAUCACCUUCAGCGGAUGACGAGAAUAUCUUCAGGCCUCAUGGCGACCCGCAGAUGAUGCGCUUUGGUGCACACCUAGUGCUGGUGCUUAGGUACUUACUUGCAGAUCAGAUGAAGGAUACUUUUAGAGAGAAGAUAAUGACAGUUGGUGACUUUAUUAUUCACAUGUACGCAAUGUUUCUUUUCACUAAGCAGCAUGAGGAGUUGGUUGGGAUCUAUGCUUCUCAGCUUGCUCGGCAUCGUUGCAUUGAUCUCUUUGUCCAUAUGAUGGAAUUGAGGCUGAAUAGCAGCGUCCAUGUUAGAUACAAGAUCUUCCUUUCAGCUGUCGAAUAUUUACCAUUUUCUCCUGAAGAUGACACAAAAGGCAGUUUUGAAGAAAUAAUUGAGAGAGUUUUGUCAAGAUCUAGAGAAAUUGGUGCUGGAAAAUAUGAUAAGUCAUCUGAUGUUGCAGAGCAACAUCGUUUGCAGAGCUUACAGAAAGCUAUGGUUAUUCAGUGGCUCUGUUUUACACCUCCUUCCACAAUAAAUGAUGCCAAGGCUGUUACUGGAAAACUUGUUCUCCGCGCAUUGAUGCAUAGCAAUAUACUCUUUCGGGAGUUUGCUCUUAUUUCAAUGUGGAGGGUGCCCGCAAUACCUAUUGGGGCUCACACGGUGCUUAGUUUACUUGCUGAGCCUUUGAAACAACCAACAGAAAUUCUUCUUUCCACUGAGGAUAAUGAUGUUUCCGAGAGUCUGAGAGAGUUCCAGGAUUGGAGUGAGUACUACUCUUGUGAUGCAAAAUAUCGUAACUGGCUAAAAAUUCAACUGACCAAUGCGGAGGUGUCACCACGUGAACUCUCAGGCGAGGAAAAGCAGAGUGAAGUCACGGCAGCUGGAGAAACUCUUACAUCUUCGUUGUUAUUGCUAAAAAGAAAAGAUAGCCCUUGGCUGGUUCCCACUCAAGAUCAUUUACAUGAAUCGGCUGAACCUGUAUACUUGGAACUGCAUGCUACAGCUGUUUUGUGUCUUCCUUCUGGUGAGUGUCUGUCCCCGGAUGCUACGUUAUGUACAACACUAACAAGUGCCCUCUACUCAUCAGUAACCGAGGAAGAAGUUCUGCAUCGAGAAUUAAUGGUGAAUGUUUCUAUCUCAUCAAGGGAUAGUUCUUGCAUUGAAGUUGUUCUUCGCUGCUUGGCGGUGGAUGGUGAUGGACUUGGACCACAUGAUCUCAAUGAUGGUGGAAUUCUGGCUAGUGUCAUGGCAGCUGGCUUCAAAGGGGAGCUGGUUCGAUUUCAAGCAGGAGUAACAAUGGAGAUCUCCCGCUUAGAUGCUUGGUAUUCAAGCAGUGAUGGUUCACUGGAAGGGCCAGCAACAUAUAUAGUUCGGGGCCUUUGUCGCAAAUGUUGCAUUCCAGAAAUUUUUCUUCGAUGCAUGCAGGUCUCUGUUUCACUAAUGGAGUAUGGGUAUCCACCAGAUGUGCAUCACGAGUUAAUUGAACUAGUCACCUCCCCUGAAACUGAUUUUCUUCAUUUAUUCAGCCAGCACCAAUUGCAGGAACUCCUAUUGUUUGAGAGAGACUAUUCCAUAUAUGAAUUGGAUCUUGAGGAGUUGCCAAGUUCUUGAUUUGUAGAAAAGAGGAUGUGCAAAACAAUAUAUAGCAGUGCGCUCCUUUACAUGUUUUGGCACUGCUUGUAAUUUAUCUCGUUUGGACGGUGCAAAACAACAUUUCUAGUCACCAUCACCUUCAUGUUUGUUAUAAAAAUUGGGGAACGACGUUCUCAAUGAUUUGCGUUAACCUACUGCGUAAUAUUUUAAAUUCUUCAAA